UGGCGGGAAAACGAACUGUGAGGGACGUGAUGCUUUUAACGGCGACGCGACGUUUCGCCCUGAACAGAUUUGAUAGAUGGACUUAUUUCAAGCAGUGCAGUGCGUAUUACUCCCUAGGCUCAAAUGAUUCAUCGGAAGAUAAGUCUCAACAGUCUUGGUGGAGUGGGAAAAAUGCAUGGAAAAUAGGUUGUUUUACUUUGGGAUGUUCCAGUUUGUUUGCGGUUGGGUUUGCCGUGGCUACUUGGGGUCCUCCGAAAAAGGAUGAUAACGGAGUUGAAAUUGAAGAUAAUUUUAGUCGAAAACCAAUUAUCUGGGGAUACCUUUGUCGGACUUUCAGUUCUCUGCUUGAAUUCAACCAAAGCAUAAAGGAUCCUGUUAGUGAAAAACUCCUUCCAGAUCCAGUACAACCUCCAUAUUACCAACCACCAUAUACUCUUGUUCUGGAGAUGACCGACGUGCUUGUUCAUCCUGAUUGGAAGUUUCGCUCAGGUUGGCGCUUUAAGAAAAGGGCAGCGUUAGAUUUGUUUUUGCAACAGCUAUCUCCUCACUAUGAGGUUGUUGUCUAUACAAACGAAUCAGUAAUGAUUGGAGGUCCUGUCUUGGCUCAGAUGGAUCCUCAAGGACAGUUUAUUCACUUUCGACUGUUUCGCGAAGCAACCCGCUAUAAAGGAGGAAAACACAUCAAGGAUCUGUCAUGUCUUAAUAGAGAUCUCUCUCGUGUGGUGUUCGUUGACUGGGAUCCUGCUGCAGCUCAGUUGCAACCACGCAAUUCACUGAUUAUAAAACGUUGGGAUGGCGAUGAGUCAGACAGAGAAUUGAUAGACUUAGCUGCCUUCCUAAGAAUGAUUGCAAUGGGGAGUGUAGAUGAUGUUCGCCUUGUGCUAGAUUACUACAGAGAGUUCGAUGAUCCUCUAGCCUUCUUCCGUGAAAAGCAUGAAGAACUUAUGGAAAUUCAAGCCAAACGUAAACAGGAAACAGAAAAAGCUUUAUCGAAACGCAUUCGACCAACAUUUUCAUUUACUGGUAUGGCUAGAUCCUGAUAUUAUUGAUUUUACCAGCAAUAACAUCUCAGAACGUUGUACAGGAAUAAUCCUCAAGGGGAUUUUGAAAUCCUCUUGUUUUUAUAUAAAUAUAAUCUUAUGUGCUU
Schistosoma curassoni is the source of this 1147-nucleotide messenger RNA. The record is from the annotation of a GenBank genome assembly. Lineage: Eukaryota; Metazoa; Platyhelminthes; Trematoda; Strigeidida; Schistosomatidae.